Molecule: messenger RNA, 5877 nt
Organism: Patella vulgata (common limpet)
Lineage: Eukaryota; Metazoa; Mollusca; Gastropoda; Patellidae
Product: probable ATP-dependent RNA helicase DDX43
Exons: 24
Coding region: 148-2832 (894 amino acids)
Molecular function (GO): RNA binding; ATP binding; RNA helicase activity
Source: RefSeq, a predicted model, not a curated record
UUAAUGAGAGUUAUCUCCCAUGAUACCAGAACCCCCCUUAUUUUAUAUUUUUAAUUUUAUCGCGGUCUGACAACCGCAUGCAUGUGGUUUCUGCAGUGUUCAUUGCUGGAAAUUAUUUUCAAUUGUUGACAUAUAUGACAUUGCUGAAUGGAGUUUAGGAGAGGCAGAGGGGGAUUCUCCUCGAGGGGAAGGGGUGUUUUCACGGAGAAAAACAGCGACUGGGAUUCGGGAGAUGGCAGAGGCGGCAAUGAAAAUUCUUUUGAACAACGCAGGCCCAAAAGAAAUCAAAAUACCAACAAUAAUAGUUCUUGGCGUGAACAUAAUGAUGGAGGGUUUGACAGAAGAAAUGAUGACGUAAACAGACGGUCAUUUGGGAAUGAUUUUGAUGACACUGGCAGAAUUAAAAGUGAAAGUGCCAGAUUUGACAGGCCACAGCCACAGGGAGAAACAAUGACAAUUUAUGUUCCACAGGACAAAGUGGGAAAAGUAAUAGGCAAAGGAGGAUCAAAGAUACGUGAACUGGAAGAAAGUACUGGUGCCAGAAUAAAGGUUGAUUCCAGAAACAGUGAUCGAGAAGGUGAAGCUAAAGUAGAUAUAUCUGGAGAUGAAGAUGUUCGAAUGAAAGCGAAGGAAAUGAUAGAACAAAUCACAUCGCCAAAUUUCGGGAACUCAGAUGGAAGGUCAUUUGGAGGUGGUUUUGAAGCAAAUGAUGGUGGCUUCUGGGAUGAUGCUGAUGGGGGUGUUGGAGACAGCAGUGGCAGAAAUGAAAGUUUUGGUAACAGCAGUGGCAGAAGUGAUGGUUUUGGUGGUGGAGGUGGCAGGAGUGAAGGUUUUGGUAGUAGUGGUGGCAGAAGUGAAGGUUUCGGAAAUUCGAGACCUAGCAGAACUGAAAAUGACCGAGGAAGAUUUGACAGACCAUCAGGAGAAUCAAUGACAAUUUAUGUCCCAGAAGAUAAAGUGGGAAAAAUAAUAGGUAAAGGAGGAUCAAAGAUAAGAGAAUUAGAAGAAAGUAGUGGAGCCAGAAUAAAAGUUGAUACACGGAACAGUGAUAGAGAAGGAGAAGCAAAAGUUGUCAUCUCUGGUGAAGAAGAUGUGAGAAUUAAAGCUAAAGAAAUGGUUGAAGAGGUCAUGUCUUCCAAUUACGGUCGUAAUGAUUUUUAUACUAAGAAGAAUACAUCUGGAGCCUUUAUAUGGGGUAAAAACCAAGAAGCUAAGUUGAAAGCUGCAGCUGAUGAACCUCCACCUGCUGCUCCGACCAGAAAAAUUAACUGGAGUAUCAUCCGAGAAGAAUCUGAUAAAUUUGAGGCAGAAAAAUUUGCAGGUUUGCCAGAACUAAAGAAGAAUUUUUAUUUUGAACAUGUUGAAGUAACCAAUAUGUAUCCUGAAGAUGUUAGAAGAAUCAGGAAAGAAAAUAAUAAUAUAAUCGCUGAUGGUCCAAACCGUGUACCUAACCCAGUGGAAACAUUUGAACAAGCUUUUCAGCAUUAUCCCCAAGUAUUAGAACAAAUUGAAAAACAGGGUUUUGUUAAACCAUCCCCCAUCCAGUGUCAGGCGUGGCCUAUAUUAUUACAAGGUUUGGAUCUGAUAGGUAUAGCACAGACCGGAACAGGCAAGACUCUAGCCUUUCUCUUACCAGCCAUGUUACAUAUAGACGGUCAACCUUUACCAAGAGAUGAGAGAGGUGGACCAAAUGUUUUAAUUAUGGCCCCAACACGUGAGCUGGCUUUACAGAUAGAAACAGAAGUUAAAAAGAUUAAUUAUAAGGGAAUUAAAAGUGUGUGUGUAUAUGGAGGAGGUAAUCGUAGAGAUCAGAUUGGUGUUGUUACUAAAGGUGUUGAGAUUAUCGUAGCUACACCCGGCCGUCUGAAUGAUCUAAUUAUGAACAGUGUGAUAGAUGUUAGAAGUGUUACAUAUGUAGUUUUGGACGAGGCUGAUCGAAUGUUAGAUAUGGGAUUUGAACCUGAGAUCAGAAAGAUAUUAAUAGACAUCCGCAAAGAUAGACAAACUGUUAUGACCAGUGCUACAUGGCCAGCUAAUGUUCAACGAUUGGCUGAAAUGUAUAUGAAAGAUCCAUAUCAAGUUUUUGUUGGAACUCUUGACCUGGCUGCAUGUCAUAGUGUAACACAGAUUUGUGAAUUAGUUGAACCUGAAGAGAAAAAAGAUAUGCUUGUUGAUUUUAUUUCUUCCAUGGGUCCAACAGAUAAAGCCAUUGUGUUCGUUGGCAAAAAAGUUAUGGCAGAUGAUUUAUCUAGUGAUAUGGCAAUGAAUGGUAUUGAAGUUCAGUGUAUCCAUGGUGAUAGAGAACAGUGUGAUAGAGAACAAGCUUUAAUAGAAUUUAAAGACAGUUAUGUUAAGAUAUUGAUAGCAACUGAUGUUGCAUCUAGAGGACUGGACGUUCCUGAUAUAACACAUGUAUUUAAUUAUGAUUUUCCAAGAAGUAUUGAAGAGUAUGUCCAUCGUAUUGGUCGAACAGGCAGAGCUGGGAACACUGGUACAGCUAUAACAUUGAUAACUAGAGGAGACUGGAGACAAGCUCAGAAACUUAUAGACAUCAUGGCUGAGGCUGAUCAGGAAAUUCCUCAAUAUUUAGAAGAUAUGGCAGCCCGAUAUCGUCGCCAUUGUGAUAAAAUGGCUGAAGAACGGGAAUCACUUGGUGGUCGUGGUGGAGGACGAGGGGGUGGACGUGGAGGUAGAGGUGGGGGAAGAGGAUUCCGUGGUGGAGGAGGGUUUGGAGGUGGAGGAGGGUUUGGAGGAGGUAUGAUUGAUGAUUUUGGCGGAGGCGGUGGCAGUGAUAGACGUAAAAGAAAAGAGAAUAUACAUAGUGGCUGGUGAUGAUCAUGUGAUAUUACGUCGCGUGACUGUUAGUUUUGACUGCAUCACUUACUUUAUUUCUAUCAUUUUUGUUAAUAAGACUGCUUGAAUAUGAAAUUUGUGGGGAGACUUUUAAAAAAAGUUAAUAUGGCUAAAUAUUCAGAUCACCCCUGUCAAGACUGCUUGAAUGUGAAAUUUGAACGGAGACCUAAAUGAAAUGUUAAUGUGGUUAAAUAUUCAGAUCUCCCCUGUCUGUCGUCAACAAUUGUUGUUAGUGCAAGAGGCUAUAAUUCUGUUUCUUUCUAAAAAUUACAUUAGUUCUUUAUAACUCGUUGAAAUAAAGACGGCUAUCGAUUUUCAACUUUGAACGAUAACCACCUCCAGAAUUAAGCCGCUUAGUUGUGAAAUCUUGUAGACUGCAGUUAUUGUUCUCCAGGUCCUCCGGUUUUCUCCCACUGCUAAAGACCCCUACGUGCAAACAAAUUAUUGAAAUAAAUUUGAACCAUGUUACACCAGGAAUGACCUAGUUUGUGUCGAUUGGAUGUCUCACCCCACCUCUUAAAUACUGUAUUCAUGAAUUAUGAUUACCUCGUAAAUAGAUUUGAAGCAUUCAGGUUAAGAUAUUUCGUUUUGUUUUUUUAUACUUUCAAUGGCCUACAUUACAUGAAGAUCUGACCAGUUGUAGUCGGCUUUUGACCCUGUGACGUCAGACAUUGAUUAAUCAAUCAGCAUUGACGUUUCUAGUGGUUUACCCACAGUUCUGUGCAUCGCACGCUAAGAAGUCGCUGUAACAGAUGGUUUCAUUGGCUAAUCCCACACGCCAUCCAGAAGGCAGGUUAUAUAUUAACUUUCCAGAUCCUAGUGUAGAAAAGAAAAAUAAAACGAAAUUUUGAACUAUAAAAAUCGAAACGAAAUAGGAUCUGUGUUUUAAUCAGAUUGGUUUUGAAGCAUUCAAAUUACCAAGUACCCCUUUUGGUUGUUAAUUAUCCCAAUAAAAAGUUGCCCAAAAUACCAUGGUUACAAAUAACACCUUUCUCAUUUUAUUCCUUAGCUUGUGAUUGUUUGUUAUACAGAGAGAGAGAGAAAUGGGGUUUAACGUCCACUCGACACAAACCAGGUCAUUUCGGGACUAACACAUGGUUCAGUUUUAUUUCAAUAAUUCGUUUGUGCGUAGGGGUCUUUAGCAGUCGGAGGAAACCGGAGGACCCGGAGAAAACCCAUGAGGUUGGACAGGCAACCCUACUCCUUGUCAGUUGACUCAAUCACAGACCGUAUAAUACCGUGCUAACCAUUCGGCCAUCCAACCCCCCUUUAUUAUACAGAGUUGUCAAAAUAAACAGUUGACUACCAUACUGUGGUUAACCUCUUCCAAUUAUUUUUAUAAAACUGUUGGAAUGUGAAAUCUGAGAUUUAUACACUUUGUGUGAUACAGUUCAUGUAUUAUUUUAUAAAAUGGGAAUCUCAUUGUCUUAACAGUCUUUUCUGAUAUCAAAUAUAUCCACACAAGUCUGCCUAAUGCACAUCUUUUUGGGGGCUUUAAAUUUUAUAUAAAUUAUUAAUUACUCAUUUAUUCACAUAAAAACCCAUAAACAACUCUCUAGUCCAUCAGAUGGCUGUGAUAUUUAAUGGAUUAAACACUAUCGCCAUUGAAUAAUUUAACAUUAAAAUGGAUAAUCGAGACUUUGUUGAAUAUGAAAUCAAACAGUUGAACUCUACAACAUCCUAUGUAUUAGGCCAAAAUUCCACUAUAACACACUGCAUGGCAUAGCUUAUGCUCGCCUUCAUUAGCCCCUGUGGUGCAGGAAAGUAAGGCAUUAAAUUUCACCAUUUCAUUGUAUUCAUAUCAGAAUAGUUGAACUUUACUGAAAGAGUCACACCUUUUUCAUCCUUCAUGUAAAUUAGGGGCCCAAGUGGACUAGAUCUAAUUCUUAAGGCCAAAUCAAGAUUUUGUCAAGGUUGCUGAGAUGUAAAUAAGGUUACGGCAUGUGAUUGUUGGCGAGAUUUUAGGUUAGGGUUAGGGUAAGCAUUAGGACUAGGUCCAGGGUUAGGAUUGGGAUUAGUGCUAGCCCUGUUUACAUUUCAUGACCUUUGACCAAACUUGAAGUUGACCUUAAGAAAUAGAUCUAACCUCCCAAGUUGAACAAAUAUCAUGCAUUAGGCCACACCAAUUCACAAUUUUGUUUUUUGGAAACACCUACUGGUAUAAGAAUUUAGCUUUUUUCUGCUGAUGUUCUUCUCCAAAAGCUUUUAGUUCGAAAUGUUGUAAUUUUAAAUAAAGCAUUAUUCACAAGAUUUUUUGUCAAGACUCUGAAGAACUUGAAAUUUAUAUCAUUUUAGUUUCAAGUUUCAAAAUUAUAAGCAAAACAUUUCUCUCCCCCCCCCCCCCCCCCCGAGACUUGAGUAGCUAUCAAGAUAUUAUGGGAAAUAAUCACAGGUUUUAUUCUAAAAGCAUGACUUUUCGACAAGUAUCCUCUUAUCGUUAGCAAAGUGCUUUCUAACGAUAAGAGGAUACUUGCCGAAAUGCCGCGCUGGUAUAGUAAAACCAGAGAGCCACAGUGAAUAAGACGUUGACUUGCUAUCCCAGAGGUCUCAUGUUUGGUUGAGAAGUUCAUAAGGAUUUUCCGGCAUGGUUCCACUUAGUCAGUGAUGCAAGACAGGUCCUUGCAAGGGACAACAGAUAAUCAUUCGGAUGGGACUAGAAACCAAUGACCGGUGUGCACAUUAGCGUGUAUGUCAAGGAUCCCUUGGCAGUUGGAAUUCGAAAAAAAGUGUAGGCUGUAGUGCUGCUCUACAGGCAAAAUUUCCCUCAUAGCACACUGUCUGGCAUAUGCCCAGUCGGAGUAGGAUGUUAAACCCCAUUUCAUUUCACUUGUCGAAAUGUGGUACUUUUAGAAUAAAACCUGUAAUUUCCCCUAAAAAUUUGUGUUUUGUUGAUGUGUUAUCAAGAUGCCAAAGAAUUUAAAAUUGAAUUGGUUUGGCCUUGCAGAACUUUCAUUUUAUCAUUUGUACAUUAUUUCAUGUUUAUUAUUUUAUUAUUUGUUGAAGAUAAACAAAUAUUUUAUAUUG